AUGGAUUAAGAUUCAAAAUUGAGCUAAUUCAUUUCUCCUAGAUAGAAUGCUUUACAAAUAUAAGAUUAAGAUGAAACACAAAAAGUGAAUGAAUCUUAAUAAAAAAUGAUUUUUAAAAGUAAAAUACAGAAAUUCAGAACUGAAGACUUCUCAUUAAGAAGAAAACUAUAAAACUAGAGUCUGUUUGGAAAAAUGAAAGUAUUAUGUAAAGGAAUGCAAUAAUAUAUUUACAUAUUAUUAGAAGAUCCUAACUCUUCUUUAAUAGCUUAUUGUUUGCAAUUCCUAUUAUUAACUAGUAUAUUGUUAUCAUGUGUUGCAAUUAUUGUAGAUUCAUUAAUGGAAAACAGUAUGAUAUUUAAUAAUAAAAUAGAAAGUAAUUCUCAAUAUGACGACAUUUCAUUUUAUUUAGAAUAUUAUCUAUUCAUUUUCUUUGGUUUAGAAUAUUUAUUGAGAAUGUUUAGUUCAACUGCUUUUGAUUCUAAAUUAGUCAAAUUUAUUUUUUCUCCUUUAAAUUUAAUAGAUUUACUUGCAAUAAUGCCUUUUUUAUUUAAUCUCAUAUUUGAAGGUGCUAGUCUAUCUGGAUUAAGAGUAAUUAGAAUUAUACGAUUUAUGAGAGUGUUUAGAUUAUUUAAACUUUCAAGAUUUAUGAAGGAUAUGUUAAUGAUUGUAAAUAUAUGAAUCACUUAAAAAGGUAGAUACAGUAAAGCAUUCAGCCAAAGACAUAAUAAUAUUGAUUACAAUGUUCUUUUUUUUGGUUUUAUUUUUCUCCAUUGUAAUGUAUUAUUUGGAAUAUGAUGAUAACCAAAUUAUUGAAGAUGAAUAAAAAAUACAUUCAAUUACUGAAGCUGUUUGGUGGUGUAUAGCAACAAUGACUACAGUUGGAUAUGGUGAUAAAGUACCUUUGAGUGUUCCAGGGAAAUUUAUAGCUUGUAUAGCAGCCUUUCUUGGAAUUACAUCUAUUUCAUUGUAUAUAAUAAAAAUAACAAUAGACCUGUUGCAGUUAUGGGAAUGAAUUUGACUUAAACAUUAAAAGAACAUGAAGAAAAUAUAGAAAUUUAAAAAUUGAAGGAUUAAUUUGUAAUGGAAAAUGAUACAGAAUUUAUUAAUAAUAAAAAAGAAUAAACACAAUUAAAUAUUAAAGAAUUAAAAUUUAUGGAAAGAAGAUUAGAAUAAUUAUUAGAAAAUAAUUAGAAAGUAAUGGAUUAUGUUGAAUAAUCUCAAUAAUUAUUUGAUGAAGUAACUUNUUAUUAAAAUAGUUAUAUAAUUAUUUAUUAAAUAUUAAAUUUUAGAAUUGAAUGGAUUAAGAUUCAAAAUUGAGCUAAUUCAUUUCUCCUAGAUAGAAUGCUUUACAAAUAUAAGAUUAAGAUGAAACACAAAAAGUGAAUGAAUCUUAAUAAAAAAUGAUUUUUAAAAGUAAAAUACAGAAAUUCAGAACUGAAGACUUCUCAUUAAGAAGAAAACUAUAAAACUAGAGUCUGUUUGGAAAAAUGAAAGUAUUAUGUAAAGGAAUGCAAUAAUAUAUUUACAUAUUAUUAGAAGAUCCUAACUCUUCUUUAAUAGCUUAUUGUUUGCAAUUCCUAUUAUUAACUAGUAUAUUGUUAUCAUGUGUUGCAAUUAUUGUAGAUUCAUUAAUGGAAAACAGUAUGAUAUUUAAUAAUAAAAUAGAAAGUAAUUCUCAAUAUGACGACAUUUCAUUUUAUUUAGAAUAUUAUCUAUUCAUUUUCUUUGGUUUAGAAUAUUUAUUGAGAAUGUUUAGUUCAACUGCUUUUGAUUCUAAAUUAGUCAAAUUUAUUUUUUCUCCUUUAAAUUUAAUAGAUUUACUUGCAAUAAUGCCUUUUUUAUUUAAUCUCAUAUUUGAAGGUGCUAGUCUAUCUGGAUUAAGAGUAAUUAGAAUUAUACGAUUUAUGAGAGUGUUUAGAUUAUUUAAACUUUCAAGAUUUAUGAAGGAUAUGUUAAUGAUUGUAAAUAUAUGAAUCACUUAAAAAGGUAGAUACAGUAAAGCAUUCAGCCAAAGACAUAAUAAUAUUGAUUACAAUGUUCUUUUUUUUGGUUUUAUUUUUCUCCAUUGUAAUGUAUUAUUUGGAAUAUGAUGAUAACCAAAUUAUUGAAGAUGAAUAAAAAAUACAUUCAAUUACUGAAGCUGUUUGGUGGUGUAUAGCAACAAUGACUACAGUUGGAUAUGGUGAUAAAGUACCUUUGAGUGUUCCAGGGAAAUUUAUAGCUUGUAUAGCAGCCUUUCUUGGAAUUACAUCUAUUUCAUUGUAUAUAAUAAAAAUAACAAUAGACCUGUUGCAGUUAUGGGAAUGAAUUUGACUUAAACAUUAAAAGAACAUGAAGAAAAUAUAGAAAUUUAAAAAUUGAAGGAUUAAUUUGUAAUGGAAAAUGAUACAGAAUUUAUUAAUAAUAAAAAAGAAUAAACACAAUUAAAUAUUAAAGAAUUAAAAUUUAUGGAAAGAAGAUUAGAAUAAUUAUUAGAAAAUAAUUAGAAAGUAAUGGAUUAUGUUGAAUAAUCUCAAUAAUUAUUUGAUGAAGUAACUUAAGAUCUAAUGAGUUUAUAUUCAGCCUUGACUGAAUAAUUAGAUCUCCAUAUAGAGACAAAAAUGAAGAAUUUGAAAGCUAGACAUCGUGUAAUUUUAUGUAGUAUUUAUUUUAGAUAAUGAAAAUGGAAAAGAAUCUUAAUCAAAAGAAAUCAAUAGAAUUGAGUUAAAUAGUAUCAGCAUUUAAAGAAAAAUAGAAAUUGAUAUCUUAAGGUUCUAUUCUAAUGUGUGAAGAAAGUUAAGCUGAUGUCUUUAGUAUUGCAAGUAGAUAAAGCAAAUAAUAUACUGCAAGAAAGAGUUAAAAAUUAAGAAGUAAAAAUAAUAGAGGCUCUUAUAUGUGUGUUAUUAAUAAUAGCAAUCAUAAUCCAUUUAAAACUUAAACAGAUUAUAAUGAUCCAGAUCCUCAUUAGAAUAGUAUUAUCUAUGCUUAAGUCAGUUCAAGAAAUUCUGCAUUUAAUUAAGAUAUGCUAUAAAAUAUAGGUGGAAAUGCUGAAUUUAAAUUCAAUCUUGAAGAAUCAAGUGGUAAUAUUGAUGAAGAUGAUGAUAAUGGAGUUGAUCUAAGCAGUAAAAUGUAAAGUAUCUCAAACAUUUAAGACUUUAAAUUGAAAAAUAGUAUUAAAAAUAAUAAUUUAUGA
This is a messenger RNA of Paramecium primaurelia, 3172 nucleotides long. NCBI's taxonomy places the organism in Eukaryota, Ciliophora, Oligohymenophorea, Peniculida, Parameciidae. The record is from the annotation of a GenBank genome assembly.